Cannabis sativa is the source of this 1376-nucleotide messenger RNA. RefSeq lists its product as uncharacterized. Gene Ontology annotation, cellular component: cytosol. The record is from RefSeq and is a predicted model, not a curated record. The transcript is spliced from 5 exons. Lineage: Eukaryota; Viridiplantae; Streptophyta; Magnoliopsida; Rosales; Cannabaceae. Gene Ontology annotation, molecular function: pyroglutamyl-peptidase activity. Gene Ontology annotation, biological process: proteolysis. Bases 393 to 1052 code for a protein of 219 amino acids.
AUGCUUAUCACAAACUCCAUCAUAUAUUUUAUGACCAAAACCCAAUAAUUCUACACAAAUAUUAAUAUUAAUACAUUUCAAUACUUGAGAUUCAUUCAUAUAAAACUCUUGUUGCUCUUUGAAAAUGACCCUCCACUACCACGUUCCUUACUUCAUUAUAUAAUAUUUAUGUGUGUAUUUAUGUAAUUCUCUCUCUCUCUCUUACUUUAUAUAUAAUCUAAUUGGAAUCUUCACCAGUUGUAAUCUCAUCCUUCUUUCUUCAGAUAAGAUUGGUGGUUGAGUCAUUUUCUUUUUUUUCGUUUCCUUUGGAGAUUAUAUUACAGUUUCAAAGGUGUUGGAUUGAUUCUUAAUGCUAUAAAAGCAUUUCUAUUUUACAUUCCACUGUAUAGAAAAUGGGGUCUGAAGGGCCUCCUGCAGUCACUAUUCAUGUGACCGGGUUUAAGAAAUUCCAUGGAGUUCCAGAGAACCCGACUGAGACCAUUGUGACCGGGAUCAAAGACUACUUGAAGAAGAAUGGCUUUCCAAAAGGCCUAAUCCUUGGGAGCUGCAGCAUUCUUGACACUGCAGGAGAAGGUGCACUUGAUUCCCUAAACAAGACCUUGCAAUCUUCAAUCACUGCUAAGGAUUCAGAAACUUCGAAUCCGGGGAGAGUUGUUUGGGUGCAUUUUGGAGUUAACAGUGGUGCAACAAGGUUUGCUAUUGAGCAUCAAGCUGUCAAUGAAGCUACUUUCCGUUGUCCGGACGAGAUGGGAUGGAAACCUCAGAAAGUACCGAUAAUUCCAGAGGAUGGUGCAAUUUCAAACAAAAGAGAGACUUCUGUUCCAGUUGAGGAGUUAACUAGUGCCCUUGUAUCUAAGGGUUACGAGGUGAUGACUUCAGAUGACGCUGGGCGUUUUGUAUGCAACUACGUUUACUAUCAUUCGCUUCGGUUUUCUGAGCAGAACAAAACGAAAUCGCUGUUUGUGCAUGUCCCGCUCUUCUCCACUAUCAACGAGGAGACCCAGAUGCGAUUUGCUGCUUCUUUGUUAGAGGUACUUGCUACUUUAUACUAGUAGUAGCCUGUUAUCGUCGAACGCAGCAGCUUACACUUGGUUGCAUUGCAUGAACACUUCCAUGUUUGUAAAAAGGUGGAUGGAUAUGCUUGUUAAAUGUUAAUUGAUAUGCUUUCAAAAAUUAAUAAAGUGGUAUUUCAAGGGGGAAAAUAUGUGUCCGCGAAACUUGCAUCUAAUGUAUUUUUCGUAGAUGUUAUGAAAAGGUUUCUGGCAACUCGCCGAGUUUGCUAAGGUUUAGUAGGUUUAUCUCUAUUACCAGGAUGCUGCACACUUUGUUAUUCUCUGCUUUUUCCUGUGAAUGAAAAUAUUAAGGUCUCACUUUCA